AUGCUGCGAAUCUGGACACUUUCGCUGCUGCUGGGAGCAGUAGUAGGAAACGAAGUUUGCUAUGAGAGACUCGGCUGCUUCAGUGACGAUUCGCCGUGGGCCGGGAUUGUGGAAAGACCUCUCAAAAUAUUGCCCUGGUCUCCAGAAAAGGUCAACACCCACUUCCUCCUGUACACUAACGAGAACCCAGACAACUUUCAAGAAAUCGUUGCAGAUCCUUCAACUAUCGAGAGCUCCAAUUUCAACACAGGUAGAAAAACCCGCUUUAUUAUUCAUGGAUUCAUAGACAAGGGAGAAGAAAGCUGGCUGUCCACUAUGUGCCAGAACAUGUUUAAGGUGGAAAGUGUGAACUGUAUCUGUGUGGACUGGAAAAGUGGCUCCCGCACCGCAUACUCACAGGCUUCACAGAACGUCCGGAUUGUGGGGGCAGAAGUGGCAUAUCUUGUUGGAGUUCUUCAGUCAUCAUUCGACUACUCUCCUUCCAACGUCCACAUCAUUGGCCAUAGCCUGGGUUCUCACGCUGCUGGGGAGGCUGGAAGGAGGACCAAUGGGGCCGUUGGACGGAUCACAGGGUUGGAUCCAGCUGAACCUUGCUUUCAGGGCACACCCGAAUUAGUCCGAUUGGACCCCAGCGAUGCCCAAUUUGUGGAUGUAAUUCACACAGACAUUGCCCCCUUCAUCCCCAACUUGGGGUUUGGAGUGAGCCAAACUGCAGGCCACCUGGAUUUCUUUCCAAAUGGAGGAAAAGAAAUGCCCGGAUGUCAAAAGAACGUUCUCUCUCAGAUUGUUGACAUAGACGGGAUCUGGCAAGGAACUCGUGACUUUGCGGCCUGUAAUCACUUAAGAAGCUACAAGUAUUACACUGAUAGCAUCCUCAACCCUGAUGGCUUUGCUGGAUUCUCUUGUGCCUCUUACAGUGAUUUCACUGCAAACAAGUGCUUCCCCUGUUCAAGUGAAGGCUGCCCACAGAUGGGUCAUUAUGCUGAUAGAUUUCCUGGGAGAACAAAAGGAGUGGGCCAGCUAUUUUAUCUAAACACCGGUGAUGCCAGCAAUUUUGCCCGUUGGAGGUAUAGGGUAGAUGUCACACUGUCUGGAAAGAAGGUUACAGGACACGUGCUAGUUUCUUUGUUUGGAAAUAAAGGGAACUCUAGGCAGUAUGAAAUUUUCCAGGGCACUCUCAAACCAGACAAUACUUAUUCCAAUGAAUUUGACUCAGAUGUGGAAGUUGGAGAUUUGGAGAAGGUUAAAUUUAUUUGGUACAACAAUGUGAUCAACCUAACUCUACCCAAAGUAGGAGCAUCCAAGAUCACAGUGGAAAGAAACGAUGGAAGUGUGUUCAACUUCUGUAGUGAAGAAACCGUGAGGGAAGAUGUUCUGCUCACUCUCACUGCGUGUUAG
Equus quagga is the source of this 1398-nucleotide messenger RNA. It is a transcript of the gene PNLIP, whose product is annotated as pancreatic lipase. The record is from RefSeq and is a predicted model, not a curated record. Lineage: Eukaryota; Metazoa; Chordata; Mammalia; Perissodactyla; Equidae. The coding region runs from base 1 to 1398 and encodes 465 amino acids. Gene Ontology annotation, biological process: lipid metabolic process. The transcript has 12 exons. Gene Ontology annotation, molecular function: protein binding; triacylglycerol lipase activity.